This is a messenger RNA of Polyodon spathula (Mississippi paddlefish), 2327 nucleotides long. Its product is annotated as transcription factor SOX-30-like. The record is from RefSeq and is a predicted model, not a curated record. Lineage: Eukaryota; Metazoa; Chordata; Actinopteri; Acipenseriformes; Polyodontidae. The coding region runs from base 243 to 2327 and encodes 694 amino acids. Gene Ontology annotation, biological process: regulation of transcription by RNA polymerase II. The transcript has 5 exons. Gene Ontology annotation, molecular function: DNA-binding transcription factor activity, RNA polymerase II-specific; sequence-specific double-stranded DNA binding. Gene Ontology annotation, cellular component: nucleus.
CAUGGUACUGGUGUUUGUGAUGAUGUACCUUUAUCACGUUUUGGUUGUCACGGUUUCUAUUAUGACACAAUUGCACGUGGUUGUUAAGAUGUUAUUUAUAUAAAGCUUCCCGCGCCUAAGGUUGUCAGUUUGAAACGGGAAGUUCUGAAGUUGUUUGUUAUCAACCGAAACAAAGCUAACACAUGGUAUUGAGAUCACAAUAAACUCAAUUCAACGCUAUCAUAAUCUGCGCAUUACCAACAAUGGAUAGGCGCCAUAGACAGAGCCUCACCGCAGAAACGUUUCCGAAAAAAACGGAUGGGAAUCAAAAUGAUGUUAAAAACGAGGCGAUUCAAAACAGGUCAGGGACCAGCGAAAGCAUCACCAACAAAUCCGGUAACGUUUUACAAACAGAAUAUAUGUCUAAAAACGAUAACAAGUCAUCACUGGGCAAUGAAAAGCAGCAACUACUGGAAUCGAAAAUUAUGAAAAUACGUCUUGGAGAUCUAAAGAAUGAAACAAUUGCGGAUACUAAAAGACACACUGACGUGAAAAUUGUUUUAAAAGCCGAGAGUUUAAACGAAAUGGGUGAAAGAAGAGCAGUUGUCUUAUUAUCGAACGAGAAAGAUAAUAAAGCAGGUAAACUAGACACCAUCCAUGGGUCAGCUGAAGAAAACAGUGGGAACAGCGUCCGGAUGUUUUUUACCGAACAGGGCGACAGCACGGGAAAUACAGGUGUUAGACAAGAGGAAAAUAGACCGGUGCAUUGUAUUACUACUUUCACUGUAACACAGUCUCAGCAAAAAGAGGUGAUACCUUUGCAACAAUCCAGCAGACCUAGCGCUCAGAAUCAAGGUGUCCCAAUAACUCUUCACCAUGUUACACCAGAAACAAACUUCCAUAUUCACGGUCCAACAGCUGCGCCUGAAGCAAUCAGGUUAACACAAGUGCCGUUUGAUAUCAAGUUACAGCCAAUGGUCGAGCCGUCUGUAAAAGUUGAGACUAAAGACGUGCCACUCACUGUCCCACCAUCAGAUCCAGGAGCAUUUGAAACAGCCCAGAGUAAAGACCGAAAUGGGCACAUUAAACGUCCAAUGAAUGCUUUUAUGGUCUGGGCCAGAAUCCAUAGACCAGCACUUGCUAAGGCUAACCCAGCUGCUAACAACGCAGAUGUAAGUGUGCAGCUUGGGAUAGAAUGGAACAAGCUCUCCGAGGAACAAAAGAAACCUUAUUAUGAUGCAGCUCAGAAGAUUAAAGAAAAGCACAGAGAAGAAUUUCCUGGUUGGGUAUAUCAGCCAAGGCCUGGAAAGAGAAAGCGUUACCCACUAGGCAUUUCAUCAUCUCUAAUGUCAGGUGCUUCCCAAAGUGUCCUCAGUACAACUCCAGCUCCAGUCAUGCGACCCACCACCUAUUCUGUAGUGAUCCCUAAUAUACAGACAGGUAGCUGCUGCUCUCCAGCUGCAGGGAGCAGUCAAUCUCCUGUUCAAGCCACAAACAGGACUGUCCAGCAGUCACUCCCGGUAACUAUGUAUCAGCAAUCCAGCCCAGUCCAGAUGAUUGUUACAACAGCCAACCUGCCGGCUCGUCAGUCAGGGCCAGCCUCAUGUUCAGUGAUGUCUGUGAAGACUGAUGCGCACCGCAGUAUCCCCAUGCCAACCUCACUCCCAAGCCACCCUGAGACUAGAUUUCAGUGUGCUCCAGUGCAGUCCAUGCCCAGAACCUUUGAGAGCAGUGGCAUUACCCAGUACCGCUACAGCACCCCCUCUGAGCUGCUGAAACCCAAGGAAAUGCAGUCCAGUGUAGCCAGCUGUUCAAGAGGACCACAGCUUCCUCCACCACCCUUUCCCCACUCACAUGUUUACCCCCCACCCAGCAUGACUCACCCAGCCAAUCUCUUUGCACCGACACCACAAUUUCCAUUCCCUCCCCCCUAUUUUCUACCAGGACCACACUACUUCCAAUCAAGCCCGUGUCCUUAUAGUCGUCCUCCAUAUGCCUACAACGAAUAUCCAAACCCAAUGUCUGACUACCUUGGUUACUACGAAGACCGAUACCAGAAGCACGAGGCUAUGUUUUCUGCCCUGAACCGGGACUACUUGUUCAGGGACUGCGCAGAUGGGGGCCUGCACAAUGACGAGUCUCAUAGCAGAGAGGGCAUGAAUGAGCAGGCUUUCCAAGGCAGCCACGCAGCAGAGGAGUAUCUGAAGGUGCCGCUGCUGGAUGUGGGCGCCCUGGAGAACGUCUUCACAGCGCCUGUAAUGGCUCCAACUCGCCUGCAGAGAGUCAAUGUGAUUGACACUGACGAGGAGGAGGAGGAGGAGGAAGACAGAGUUAUGAGAAAUUUAUAA